Molecule: messenger RNA, 645 nt
Organism: Eruca vesicaria subsp. sativa (arugula)
Lineage: Eukaryota; Viridiplantae; Streptophyta; Magnoliopsida; Brassicales; Brassicaceae
Source: the annotation of a GenBank genome assembly
AUGGAGAUUGCUUCGACUUCUACCAAUUUGAAUAUGCGCCCGACAUAUCAGAGAUACGAUAUUGGGUGCAGAUCAACCCGUUCCUCCUUGUUACACAUAAACCCUAAUUUUCGACGAGAUGGGUGCGACGUUGUUAUGGCGGCGGGUCCGAAGAAACGCAAACAUUGCGAUGAAGAAAACCCACCGGAGAAGAGACAAAAGAAGACCGUUGAAGCUUUGAAGUCAUCUAGGUUUACCGAACCGGUUGAUGCAAAACCUAAUACGAAACCGGUGCAAUCUCUUACGACCCUUCAUGUUACAGAGACGGCAAAGUCCAAGGUUGUUAGUACAACAAAACCAGGUGGUGAAAAGACUGAUAAUCAAGAUCACAGUUUCAAAGACUUGAUCGCCAAGGCGCGAGAGAAAUUGCAAGAAAAGAGACAAAUCGAUCAAAGGAGCACUGACAUCGCAAGCCAGAGGAUCGCUGCUCGGUUAGCCCUAAACCGGGUCGUAAAGACUGUUGAUUUCGAUGAUCAUCUUGAAUAUCACUUGGAAUUAGAAAAGCUUGGCUGUGAUUUCAUCAGCGAUCAAGUCAGUUGCUUGAACAAGUUCGAUCUGUUGACAAGAAGCGACUACUACUACUACAUUGAUGAAUCUAACUCAUAG